Messenger RNA from Cetraspora pellucida, 366 nucleotides. Lineage: Eukaryota; Fungi; Glomeromycota; Glomeromycetes; Diversisporales; Gigasporaceae. The record is from the annotation of a GenBank genome assembly.
AAAUACAACAUACAACAACCUCUUAUAAUACUUUUAUUAAACAAGAAAAUGAUAAUAUUGAGUUGUUAGUUGCUGAUUUAAACUCAUUAGUCCUGUCUCAGAUCAACAAGUAUCUUGAACUUAAUAACUUGUAUAUUUCUACUAUGAAAGAAUUAAGCAAUACUAAAAUUGUUAAGUUAGUAAUUGCAGAACAGCAAUAUAAAGAAUAUAAUUCAGAUGAUUUAGAUAAAAAGCCUUUAACAAUUCUAGCUUCAAAAGGAUUAGUAGGUCUAAAAAAAUUUUUGGAGUUUUUUAAACAACCAAUAGAUCAAAAUUUUAAAUCAAAAGAUUUAAAUGUUUUUCAAAAAUAUUUAUCUAUAAUAAAGU